Molecule: messenger RNA, 2905 nt
Organism: Toxorhynchites rutilus septentrionalis
Lineage: Eukaryota; Metazoa; Arthropoda; Insecta; Diptera; Culicidae
Product: peroxisomal N(1)-acetyl-spermine/spermidine oxidase
Exons: 3
Coding region: 196-1896 (566 amino acids)
Molecular function (GO): polyamine oxidase activity
Source: RefSeq, a predicted model, not a curated record
GAAAAAAACGUCAAAACAUAUUUUUGUUCGUGCAUAACAGACAGAUUUUGUCCGAUGAAGAGAGGUGAAAAAUCGAAAAUUCACUGCUGUCAAUUUCAUUUUCCCUGUUUUCCUCCGGCUGGAAAAUCUCCGGAAAAUCCGUGUACUUAGUAACUUUCCGUGUUCAUGUGAGAAUAUCCAACGGCUCGGUGAAACAUGGGUGAUGGUCAUGGGCAGCCCACGGCUAAGAAGGAAAAUUCCCAGAUUCAACCACCGCAGCAGAAACGAAAAUACAAAGUGAUAAUAAUCGGUGCUGGGAUGGCUGGGCUCUCGUCGGCAAAUCAUCUGGUUAAGAACGGGUGCACGGAUUUCACGAUCCUGGAAGCGCGAAGCCGGGUGGGAGGGAGAAUUGUCGGAAUCGAAAUGGGAUCCCAAAAGGUUGAACUCGGAGCGAACUGGAUUCAUGGAGUGCUCGGCAAUCCCAUGUUCGAACUCGCCAUGCAGCACGGUCUAAUCAGUAUCAUAAACAUACCGAAGCCUCAUAAAGUGGUUGCCGCUACCGAAGAUGGAAGACAAGUGCCCUUUCAGAUUCUGCAGGAAAUAUACGAGGCGUACAUUUGUUUCCUGCGGCGGUGUGAAGAGUACUUCCUGUGUCAGUACCUCCCACCGCCGGACAUUCAUAGCGUCGGAGAGCACAUCAAUUUGGAGGCCGAAUUGUACUUGAACAACAUCGACGAUCAGAAGGAGAAACAUCUGAAAAAGUUGAUAUUCGAGUGCUUGUUGAAACGGGAAACAUGCAUCACCGGCUGUCACAACAUGGACGAGAUUGAUUUACUAGAGUUAGGAAGCUACACGGAACUACAGGGGGGCAAUAUUGUGUUGCCCUCCGGGUAUAGCUCCAUUUUGAAACCGUUGUGCGAUACGUUACCAAAAGAAAAUAUCGUGCUCUCAUGUCCAGUGCAAACCAUUCAUUGGAAACGAAAAGGCCGGAAUCACUCUGGCAAUAAUAACACAGAUACAAUCCCCGAGGAGGAUGAAGAUGACAUCGACUCAGAUGAUUCGGACAAAACCGUAACGGAUGUACCGAUCAAUAGCAACCCUAGCACUAGUGAUCCAAUAGAAGAUAGCUUAAAGCACUGCACGUCGAACGUUCAAAUUGUUUGCAAAAAUGGCGCUAUUUACGAAGCGGAUCAUGUAAUCUGCAGUAUUCCACUCGGCGUGCUGAAAGAGCAUGGUCGAACCAUGUUCUCACCUAGUCUGCCACAAUUCAAACUAGAAUCGAUAGAUUCACUGCUAUACGGAACCGUGGACAAAAUAUUCCUAGAGUACGAUCGACCCUUUCUGAAUACUAAAAUUAGUGAAAUCAUGUUCCUUUGGGAGAACGUCGACGCUGGAUCCGACGGUGAUCAAGAAGAGUACAUGAAAUCCAAUUGGUUCAAGAAGAUUUAUUCUUUCUCCAAAGUAUCGGACACACUUCUUCUGGGCUGGAUAUCCGGCCAAGAAGCCGAGUAUAUGGAAAGUCUCUCGCAUGAGUUAGUCGCCGAAAAGUGCACCGAAAUCCUGCGAAGGUUCCUCAAAGAUCCAUUCAUUCCAAAACCAAAGCGAUGUGUGUGCACAAGCUGGAGCAAACAGCCAUAUAGUCGCGGUUCCUACACGGCAAUAGCUGUCGGCGCAUGCCAGGACGAUAUCGACAAUAUUGCACAGCCUCUCUAUGCUAGUCCCCAUCAGUCAAAGCCAUCGGUGCUAUUUGCCGGCGAGCAUACGCACUCCAACUUUUACUCCACGGUGCAUGGUGCGUAUCUGAGUGGUCGAACGGCUGCUCAAAUCCUGCUGACGCCUGAUUCACCCCAGGAGAUUGUAAUGGAAUCGGACAGCAGUGAUCUCAGCUCGUGGAUUCAAGGCAUUGCGCUGGAAUAGUGAACUCGCGCUUUCCUCGAUGCCUUUUGUGGUUUUAGCAUUUGUUUCUUCGUCCCCGUUUAUCAACACUUUUCUUUCCCGCAUUGCAUUAUGUGGCGGCAUUUCGACUGUAUUCAGUUUCAAUUUGUGUUCAAUUUUCGUUGUUAUACAUCACGUGUUUCGCUCGUUUCGAGUACAAAGAUCGGAACAUCGGUUGUUAUUAUUUCCCACGAUCUACGAUAUCAAAACACGUUACUUUGUGUUUCCUUUUUAUCGAUAGGAAUGACAAAUACAGCUAGACUGAAGUUAUAGAUUUAAAUACAACAAAUUAUAAGCGAAUGGUUACUAUGCAUAACAUUAUUUGAUAUUUGAUAGCUCACAUGGCUUCACCAAAUCAAUUCUGAUUCUGAAUUCGUGCUUGAGAUUUCAUUCAUCCUAACCAAAAACUCUUUACGUUAUCAAACAUUUCCGCUACUUUAAUCCUCUGUAAUUGCAUAUACGACCCCGUUUAUAGACACAAUUUUGUAUUAACUUAUUACCCAAUUGUUUUGUUUUAUCUAGUCCUCUCAUUUAGUGGCAUCAACCCAAAUGUGUAGUGAGUGUAUGUUAUGGAACGGAACUGUUGGAAGUUUAGUUAUUUAUUUUUACCACUUCAUCUAUGCAAAGUGCAAAGUUAGAGAUGGUUUUGUGUAGAGGUUACAAAUAGAAGCUUAAAAUCAACAACUACUUAAACAAAAGUAAGAUCUAGGACCGCUUAAAUUGCCCAUAUCUACACAGACGCAAGCCAAUACUAAUACCGGCGAUUCUUUGGAAAGGACAAAGAGACAGCGAUCCGAUCAAUAGUUGAAAUCGUGGCGCAAUGUUCGCUAGUUCAUCAUAAUGAUUUCUAAUUGUAGUUUAGAGGAUUUCAGACAACGCAUAAUGUGAUUACAAGACUUGUCAGGAUCGGCAGAGAUUGGAGGAAGCAGCGACAACUGAAAGACGAUAGUAUUUUGCUAAAGAUAAUAAAUUGAAAAACAUUUAAAUCAAA